Dalotia coriaria is the source of this 1407-nucleotide messenger RNA. RefSeq names its product ras-related C3 botulinum toxin substrate 1-like. The coding region runs from base 194 to 781 and encodes 195 amino acids. The record is from RefSeq and is a predicted model, not a curated record. The transcript has 3 exons. NCBI's taxonomy places the organism in Eukaryota, Metazoa, Arthropoda, Insecta, Coleoptera, Staphylinidae. Gene Ontology annotation, biological process: small GTPase-mediated signal transduction. Gene Ontology annotation, molecular function: GTP binding; GTPase activity.
UCGGUGCGGUUCACUUCUGUGCUAAAUGAGUUAAUUGCGGCAGCUGAUAUAAAAUUUAUUUAAUAAUAUUUAGUUUAGUACAUAGUGCAGCCCUCCAAACCGUGGCUGUAAUUCCCAACUAGUUUGUAAGUUUAGCAUAGGCCAACACGCUCAAAUCUAAUUCGUUAAAAGAAGUAUCUGUUUGCAGUGCAUUAUGUCGUCGGGCAGGCCGAUCAAGUGCGUUGUCGUCGGCGAUGGCACUGUCGGCAAGACUUGCAUGCUCAUCUCCUACACAACAGACAGUUUUCCAGGGGAAUAUGUUCCUACAGUAUUUGAUAAUUACUCAGCACCAAUGGUAGUGGAUGGAAUCUCAGUAAGUCUAGGCCUGUGGGACACAGCAGGACAAGAAGACUACGACCGCCUGCGGCCGUUAUCAUACCCACAGACGGAUGUCUUCCUCAUUUGCUUCAGCGUCGCCUCGCCAUCGUCCUUUGAGAACGUCACCUCCAAGUGGUACCCGGAGAUCAAGCACCACUGUCCAGACGCUCCGAUGAUCCUCGUCGGCACGAAGAUCGAUCUGCGUGAUGAUCGAGAAACACUCGGCGCGCUCGCCGAUCAAGGCCUCAGUCCCAUCAAACGCGAGCAGGGCCAGAAGCUAGCGAAUAAAAUCCGCGCCGUCAAAUACAUGGAGUGCUCGGCGCUGACGCAACGAGGCCUCAAGCAGGUGUUCGACGAGGCGGUGCGCGCCGUCCUCAGGCCCGAGCCGCAAAAGCGCCGCCAACGAAAGUGUCUUCUCAUGUAGGAACAAGCGCCAAAAUGUUUUCUUAUUUGCGAUGGAAUGGUUUCAAUGAACGUGCAAGUCAAUAUUACUCUCAUCAUCGUUAUCACGCUUCACAAUUAUUCCGAACUUCGAAUUCUCUUCGAGCCUAUUUAAAUAUUUUUAAGAUAUUCGAUAUUUUUAUACGUCAAUUAACGAAUAACUAAAAUUCAAACCGCGAAGCGCGCGUGCCCCACACCGUUUUUCUAAUUUAUUUUGUGCCAUUGAUUGUUUCUUUUACUACUAAUACUAACAAUUUACUAAAAUUAAACAUAGGCUUAUAGAAAAGAACGACGACAUUGUACUAUUAUUAUAUAUUGCGUAGAUUUCUAGAGUAUUUAACGAAUUAAAAACAAACAAAAAAUAAUGAUCAAAAUGUUGAAUUGAAUCAAAUGAUGGCAACUGAUAUAUAGGAAGAAAGAAAACAAAAUGGUCGACCAAAGUUAAGCUUAAGUUCUAGUCACUUACUUAAAAUAAUGUAACUCAUGUGAAUCACUCAGCCAAUUGUAUUCGCACACACUCAUUUCACACCGGUCACGUACACUCACAUUGUUUUAAUUUAAUUUUCCUUGAGAAUUGUGUAAUUUUAAUAAAAAUUAUUUCGAAUUUUC